GCUGUCACUCUUUCACAACUGACAGACGGUGGCCACUACUUCAUUUAUCAACAAAAUAUAAUUUAUAGCAUAUUUUUCGCAAUUUCCUACACAAAAAGACGAAGAACAAAUAAAAUAAAAUGACAGAAUCAAAUGUUGAAACUGAAAUCGCCGAAAUAAAUUUUGAAAAUGAAAUUUCCGAUGGAAAAAACAAAAAUUGUGUUCGCUGUCAAUUUUGUAAUUCACUAAUUCUCUCAAAGAAACAAGGAACCUAUUUACAACCAAAUGAAGUGUUUAAUCUUCCUCUUAUCCAUGCUAAGAACACCGUCGACCCAUCUGAAGUUGAGACUGAACCGAUAAAAGAUUUCUGGACAGUUGGUGAUGUUUUCCAAUUCGAGAAUAUUAGCGUUUCGAAGCCUGUAAACAAUUUAAAGUAUUUAACUUGUGCCGAUUGUGAAAAGGGCCCAGUAGGAUAUCAAGAUUUAGGUACACAUAAAAUGUGUUAUGUUGCGCUUAGUCGAGUGAAAUAUGACAAAUAGAUAGAUAUGUAUAUAUUUUUGUAUAAUAUAUAUAAAUCAGGAAUAGGCUUUGUUUUUAAAUCUAUUUUUUAAUCUUCCUUUUUUGUAUUGUGUAAAUUUGUAUUUAAUGCCAAUAAAGUAAGUUUAAACAAGAA
This is a messenger RNA of Eupeodes corollae, 652 nucleotides long. RefSeq names its product guanine nucleotide exchange factor MSS4 homolog (gene strat). NCBI's taxonomy places the organism in Eukaryota, Metazoa, Arthropoda, Insecta, Diptera, Syrphidae. Gene Ontology annotation, cellular component: cytosol; membrane. Gene Ontology annotation, molecular function: guanyl-nucleotide exchange factor activity; zinc ion binding. The transcript is spliced from 2 exons. Gene Ontology annotation, biological process: small GTPase-mediated signal transduction; post-Golgi vesicle-mediated transport. The coding region runs from base 120 to 518 and encodes 132 amino acids. The record is from RefSeq and is a predicted model, not a curated record.